UUAGUAUCGUCCAAUCUUUAGAUUAGUUACUACCAAAAUUAAAUUGGCGUUAUCAAUACGAUAAGCACAGCACACUUUGUUUUUAAUUAGUCUAUAGCUCUAGUCUGAUUGGUAAUUAAAAUUUAAUUAUUAUGAAUGGGACUCUACAAAAGGGCCUUUUAUUAGUGCUGUGUGUGGCUUUUGGUAGUGCAGCCCUUAGUUCUUUGGUGAAAACCCACGAAAAUGUGAAAAGUUUGAAUUAUUCUCAGCAUUUUGAAAAUGAUACUAUAAGUAAAGUGAACGCGAAGAUCUACAAGACUGCCAAUAAAUAUUACUGUAGCUUUCAGCCGGUUGAAAAUCCAGAACUGAUAAUUUAUGGCACAAAGUCAUGGUCGUUCCCGAAGCAAGACAUCAAUUUGACGCUCUCGUACCCUACGAAGAACGAGCCCACUCCCACCGGGGAUCCAAAGAAGACGUACAUCAUCACAGGGUUCAACGUGAUCCUCUUCGCAGAUACCAACGAGUCGCAGGGGUUCAUCACUAGCGGGGGGAUCUUACAGGAGUCCAUCAACCUAACCUUCGAAUGCAGCGACGUCUCAAUGCUGGUAUACGAGUUCUGGCUGUACGGCAUUCCCAAGGGCACACACAACGUUGAAGUGGCGUCUGCCAGCUUGCUCACUUCGCUCAACGACUUGUGUGCGCCGAACGAACUUUACUACAACUGAUCAUCUGCUAAAUAAGACUUCUUUUAAUUCUGAAUUUAUGGGUCUAGAUUGAAAACUUAUAAAAAAAUCAUUUAUUUUUGCAAAUAGGCUUUUAAAAAGCACUUUUACACGUCCCAGUAUUAACCCUACCACUGCUUCGGGAUAAUAAAUGGGCCAGAGCUGAGAAGAAACAGCGCAAGAAACUCAGUCAUUAUUGGCAGCCUCCUUUUCAGGGGCUUAUAUACAGUCUUUAAAAUAUAAAAAUUAUAGUCAUAAGACGUAUUGAUGCGAGCUAUGUAGUUGAACAUUCCAAACAUUUUUAUCUUUGAUGUAGGUAAUCAUCAAUUUUAUAGUAAGCUUAACCCUUUUUCAUUAAGGUUGAGACGUGAGAAUAGUUGUUACAGCUCACAUACUUUAAAUGAGAAGAAAAUUCUUUUGAGGUGUUGUCAAUAAAGGUAUUACAAAUUCAUUAGCUAACUAAGCUUUUCAACGGUGACUUUAAAAGCUUGCUGUCAGUGUAUUACGAUGUUAGGAAUUGUAAGUAAAUAAAAAUUUGAAAUCUC
Ostrinia furnacalis (Asian corn borer) is the source of this 1246-nucleotide messenger RNA. RefSeq lists its product as uncharacterized. The record is from RefSeq and is a predicted model, not a curated record. NCBI's taxonomy places the organism in Eukaryota, Metazoa, Arthropoda, Insecta, Lepidoptera, Crambidae. The transcript is spliced from 4 exons. The coding region runs from base 132 to 704 and encodes 190 amino acids.